This is a messenger RNA of Trichomonas vaginalis G3, 2505 nucleotides long. RefSeq names its product armadillo (ARM) repeat-containing protein family. The record is from RefSeq and is a predicted model, not a curated record. NCBI's taxonomy places the organism in Eukaryota, Parabasalia, Trichomonadida, Trichomonadidae. The transcript has a single exon. Bases 1 to 2505 code for a protein of 834 amino acids.
AUGGAAACACUAAUCAAUCAUCUUAUACAAGAUACUGAAGUACCUAAUGAACUUGCUAUUGAAAUGACCCAGAAUGAUGAAACAGGACCACAUAUUAUUGAAUUUUUAACAAAUAAAAAUUUUAAUGAGUUUCAUUCUCAGCAAAGAGUCGUUAUACCAUUACUAGGUCUUCUCAAACAGUGGAUUUGCCUCAAAUGGUCUGGAUUAGACUUCGCUACUAAACAAAAUUUCCUCGAUCAUUUCCAACCAUUGAUUUUUCAACCAGAUUUUCUAUUUUUAGAGCACUAUGCAGAUAUAUUCUGCCUUAUUGCUUCCAAAGAAGGUGAAUUUCGCAACAUUUACGAAGAAAAUGUUUACAAUGUUUUAAAUAUUCUCGAAAAAGCAUCGACAUUAACAAACAAUGUCAUUCUCCCUUACUUCAGAAUUGUGUAUACAAUAGUUUCCAAGUACAAAGUUGAGAUGGAAUACGAAGCUUUGGAAUUUAUUUUUUUGGAAACAAAAUUUUCAACACAACUUGGAAAUUUCUUCACAUCAUUAGACUACUUAGGAACACAAGUAGGUGAAAACAUCAUUAUUCUUGCUUUAAAGUCAUUAUUAUGUCUACAUCACAGAAAACCAAUUCCUGAAUUGAUGUCAAACGCAAUUUUACUCGUAACUGAGAUAAUUCAGAACUACAACAACGAAAAUAUCAAUGCUACACCAAAAUUUAUCGGUUAUUGCUUCAAAUUUUUCAAUAAUGCUCUACAAUUACCUUCUUUUUCAGAGGAAGAAGAACUUAGACAACAAUUUUUCGAAUACUCGAUCAAUGCUCUUGAAGUUACCCUUAAAAACUAUAGAGAAGCCGAUUAUUUGUUAACAAAAAUUUUAAUUUCAAUCGCAAGCUUGAAGCAGUACCUUUCUGAGGACACAAAUCAGUUCGAGCUAUUUUUAUCUGCUGCAGAACCGUCCGAAUCCGACAAAAAUGACGUUUUAAUUAAUCCAUCAGUAUUUAUUGACCGAGCAUUCACAUUGCAAUCGAACGAAAGCAAUGUACCAAUGAUUCUGGCCAUAUCCAUCAUCCAGUACAUCACUAAAAAGUCUUCUAACAUCGCAUCCGCCUUAUUAACCCUUCCCAUCAAUGAAACAUCGGCCAGAGUCAUAUCAAUUUGUGCUCCCUCUAUCGUCAAACACGGUUUUCUUGAGGAUUUGAUCGUCUGGGUUUCGAAUGCAGCAUCAUCCAUUGAAGAUGACGAUCUUUCGAUCGCUUCGACCUUGUUUUUGCUAUCACAGACUGUUAAUUAUGUUGAUGACGAUGCGAGGAAGUUGUUUUUGGACAUUUCUUUGAGUAAUUUAGAUCCAUCAAGGUUAGUUGUGAGUUCUGGAGCCUGCCAGCUACUUGAAAAAAUCGUAGCCAAGGGAAUAAUCCCUUCGCCGGAAGUAUUCCAGGUUUUACUGCAGCUUUCAAAAGAAUUGAAUACUCCCCAUGCAGAAAAGUGCCUUUUAGCAAUCGCUAAGGCCUGUCCAAGCGUUAUUAGUGAGAAUGCAGCAGUUAUUUACCAGGAUAUAAUCAAUAUUUUGAUGGAACAACUCAAAGAUGUCGAAGAAGACGAAGAUAGCUUCGUACAGAACCUAAAUAUGCUUGAAUCCAUCGUAUUAUGUGCUGGAAAUCAAGUUAUUGGUGAAGAAUUCAUUCAUUUCGUUGAAAGAUUUCUUUCAUUAGAAGACGGAGAGUAUUAUCCAGACUUAUCACGUAUACUUUGCCAUGUUGUCAAGCAAAAGUCUGUUUACACCCUCCAAUUGUUAACAAUUUUGUGCGAAUCCUUAUUAAAUAACCAAAGUGCACAAGGAUUCAUUUCCUACCUCUGCCGUCCAUUACUUUUGUUCAUCGGAGAGUAUCCUGAUGACUUUUUGAAGUCACAAUUAACUCAACAAAUUUUGGAAAUUUCAGAUUCCGUAAUUUCCGACGCUGUUGACUUCGAAUGUAUCGGAGAGCUUCUCAGCUGGAUGUUUAUGGUAGAUAAUGCAGUAGAUUACACCCAAAUUUACGAAUUAAUCAAAACUGUUUUAUCAUCAGAGGAAUUAGAAGAUGAAAGCGAAAAGAAGAUGGCAGAAUACGUAAUACUGUCAUUAUUCUUGGCUAGAGACGUAGAUUUGGAUAAUUCUGUUGAAUUAAUCAUAGAUUUUGCAAAUAAUGCACGAAAGAGGUCAGAUAAACAACUUGCAAUUCUUUCAUUGUUGAAGUAUGCAGCAGUACAUGGAGAAUUUGCCAACGAUUGCUUUGUUUCUGCUGCAAAUUGUUUUGAUGGAGUAAAUGAACACAAAAAGAAGGAAAAUGAAGAAGAAGAGAACGAAGAAGAAGAGUUUGAUGAUGAAAGUGAUGAUUUUAUGGAUGAAAACGAAUCAUUUGACUUUAAUUCUCCAUUUGAUAAGUUUUCUAUUGCAGAAUUCAGAAAUACAGCAGCAAAGAACUGUUCAGAAAAUGUUAUUAGUCUAAUGUCUGAGAAAUAUCCAGAUUUUAUGCAAUAA